AUGCGCGGCCACAGGCCUGUAGUGGUUUCAGAGGUGCCAGUUUAUGUGGCCCUUGAAGACCGGGACGGGCGUCGCUUUGAGGACAAGGGCAGCUGUCAAUAUGUCAAAUAUCGGUGGAUGCGGGGGCCUGUCAUCGAGCCCUGCUUCUUCCAUCCCCACAAGAUGUCCCAAAUCAAAGAUGUGGCCAAAACCUACAACCACUAUUGCUCACGCGAGUGUUUCCUUAGGGGCUGGCAUCAUUUGGGCCAACAUCAGUGGGGCAAGAAGCCAGAGACCGAUGGCUAUGAGAUGUUGGGAGAAUGGACGCAGGUGGCCUCCACCCGGCAGUACUGCCCCUCCCAGAAUGACAUCAACAGACCCUUGCGCAUGGACAUCAUUCCAUUGACCAAGGAUGGACGCGAGUGCGUGAAUGGCAUGAUGUCGAUCACCACUGGCACAGUGAUUCCCACGCCAAAGGAAGCACGGAUGCGGCAGAUGAUCAGUAAUGGUGGCCAGUUCAAUGCAGAAUGGCUCAGCAAACAGUUCAAGGUCAUGAACUGGAACAUUUUGGCUGACCUCUAUGCCACCGAAAAUGUGUACCCGUACUGCGAGAAGUGGGCAUUGUCCUGGAAUUGGCGGAAACACCUCAUCAUCAAGGAGUUGAAGUCCAUGGCGGCGGACAUCAUUACGCUGCAAGAGGUGCAAAAGGACGCCUUCGAGGAAUGGUUUCGGCCGACGCUGAUGGAAGCGGGCUACGAAGGCAUCUUCCAACCGCCCCCUCGGUACACCACCGAGGGUUGCGCAACCUUCUUCAAGACCACUCGCUUCAAGCGAUUGGACAAGGCCAUCUUUGACUAUGACAAGCUGUCGCAGCAGGAGCUGUUAAGUGCUCGUGUCGACAAUGACGUGGAGAUUCGCAACAAAAAAUUGCCGCGCCAGCAAAAAUGCCUUCACCGAGUGAACCGUGGAAACAUUGCCUUGGCCGUCAUUUUGGAGGAUGGCCGGGGGUGCUGGUGCUGGGAGGCUGGUCCCCAACUGACAAGGUUCUUACGAGGAUCGACUCCAAAAGCCACUUGGAACAAAGUGGCCAGGGUGGCCGGUGACAUGCGAAGUAAAGGAAGAAUGGGAGUGCAGCUGGACAAGGUGGUGAAUACCCAUAUCCUUUGCGACCCGGGUGCAGCAGAUGUGAAACUUUUCCAAGCGCAUCUCCUGUUGAAGGCCAUUCAGGGAACCACCGCAUGUCGCAUGCCCAUUUUGGUGUGUGGCGAUUUUAAUUCGACCCCCGACUCCGCUGUCUACGAGUAUUUCCGUCGUGGCCAAGUGAGACAAGAUCAUGAAGAUCUCAAGAAAGAUCCUGCCGGUCUAAUGAGGCUCCUGCAUUUGCAGAGUGGCACCUGUAUGGCCACGGCCUAUGAGACCUGCACGGGCAAGGAGGCGACCUUCACCAAUUACACAGAGGAUUUCAAGGGGACGUUGGACUACAUCUGGUUUUCACCGGACAACCUUUCGGUCCUGGCGAUUUCUCAAGUGGACGAUGAAGCACAGCUGUCACAGGAGAGCGCUUUGCCGUCGAGCACUCGGCCUUCAGACCAUGUGUCGCUGGUGGCCACGUUCAUGUUCCACGACGCUCACGAGCCUGAACCACAGGUAGCUGAUGGGGGCGGCAACGUUUUGCUGUGUAUAUCUGCAGACCUUGGGUAG
Cladocopium goreaui is the source of this 1680-nucleotide messenger RNA. The record is from the annotation of a GenBank genome assembly. NCBI's taxonomy places the organism in Eukaryota, Dinophyceae, Suessiales, Symbiodiniaceae.